Molecule: messenger RNA, 1737 nt
Organism: Dictyostelium discoideum AX4
Lineage: Eukaryota; Evosea; Eumycetozoa; Dictyosteliales; Dictyosteliaceae
Exons: 3
Coding region: 1-1737 (578 amino acids)
Molecular function (GO): RNA binding; nucleic acid binding
Source: RefSeq, a predicted model, not a curated record
AUGGAGAAUGUAACUGAUAAUAUUAAUAAUAAUAAUAAUAAUAAUAAUAAUAAUAAUAAUAUACCAAAUUGUAAAAUAAUCGUAAAAAAUGUUCCAACUUCAGUACCAGACUCUGAAUUGAAUGCAUUAUUCAAUUCAUAUAACCCUAUCAAUAUAAAAAUUUUAAAUGGACCACUUUUUGUGUGUAAAGGAACAGUAUUCUUAGAUUUCAAAAGCAUUGAUGAAACAAACAAUAUAUUAAAUCAAUUAAAUAACUUUGAAUUUGGUGGUAAAAUUUUAAAAGCUGAGAUUUCAACUGGUAAAAGGACUCCUCCUCUUCAAAAACAAAAAAAGGAUACACAUAAACAACAACAACAACAACAACAACAACAACAACAACAACAACAACAACAACAACAACCCACUGGAGUGGCAUUAUCAAAAAACAAAUUAAAAAAAUUAAAAUAUGAGAAACAAAGACAAGAUGAUAUGGAAAAAAUUGAUAAUCUUGAAAAUAUUGUUCAACAACUAUAUAAUCAAAAUGUAAAUAAUAAUAAUAAUAAUAAUAAUAAUAAUAAUAAUAAUAAUAAUAAUAAUAAUAAUAAUAAUAAUAAUAAUAAUAAUAAUUCAAUACCUCCACCAUCGAAUGUAUUAAAUCAAGGAUUUUCAUCGUCAUUAUUAUCAUCAUCAUAUGAUAUUAAUAUUGGUAGAUAUGCAGAACCAUCACAAGAUAUUAUUAAUGAAAUUAGUUUUUACCUUCAAACAAAACCAGAAUUCUUUUCACAGGUUUUAAAUUUAGCUAGGUUAAUGAAUAUACCAAUUUAUUCAAAUAUUCCACUUCAACAAAAUAUGAUUAUUCCACAAAAUUUAACUUGUGAUCAAGAAAAUAAAAAGAAAAGAAAAUUAAAUAAAGAUGAAAGAAAAGAAAAUAAAAAUGAAGAGGAAGAAGAAGAAGAAGAAGAGGAAGAAAAAGAAGAAGAAGAGGAAUGGAUGUCAGAUGACGAACCUUAUAAAUCAAUAGAUCCAAAUGUUAUAGAAAAAACAAAUCAACUAUUCCCAUCUUUAAUCUCUUCAAAAAUAUUAAACACUACUAAAAAUUCAAAAUCUAAAUCUUUAAAAUCACAAUUAUCAAUUCCAAACAACAACAACAACAACAACAACAACAACAACAACAACAACAACAACAACAACAACAACAACAACAACAACAACAACGACAACAACAAUAAUAAACAACAACAAAAUACAAACAUUACAAAUACUUUAACCUCUAAAAAUAAUGUUUGUACCACCACCACUUCCAUCAAAAAAAUACAAUUCAAAAUUAAUGGAAUUGAAACUGGAUGUGAAAAUAAAGAAUUAGAAAAAGAAGAAAAAGAAAAAGAAAAAGAAGAAGAAGAAAUUAAAAAUAUAAUUAAUAUUGAACAAUUAAAUAAUAAUAAAGCAACAUUAGAAGAGAUUGAAAUUAUAAAUAAGAAAAAGAUUGAAAUUGGUGAACCAACAAAUAAAAUUUACAUAAAAAAUAUCUCAAAACAUGCUUCAUAUCAAGAUUUUCAAUCAUUAUUUAGAAGACAUUUUAAUAGUGUCACUGAAAUGAAAAAACAAUUAAUUAUUGAUUAUCAUAAAGAAGGUAAAUUAAGAAAUCAAGCAUUCAUAACAUUUCCAACCAUCCAAUUAGCAACUUUAGCUCUAAAUCAAACACAAGGUUUUAAAUUACAUCAAAAACCAAUUUUAAUUUUAUUUUCAAAAAAUAAAUAA